Messenger RNA from Guillardia theta CCMP2712, 1800 nucleotides. RefSeq lists its product as hypothetical. Bases 1 to 1752 code for a protein of 583 amino acids. Lineage: Eukaryota; Cryptophyceae; Pyrenomonadales; Geminigeraceae. The record is from RefSeq and is a predicted model, not a curated record. The transcript is spliced from 6 exons.
AUGGCAGAGCAACCGCAAGGUACCUCAUCCAUCACCAACCUGGAGCUUCAACAUCAUGGACAAGGCGAGAAGCGAGCUCAAGCUCAGAGCAUGGCGGCAACGCCUGAAAGCCUAUCGCAUGCGACCAAGCAUGACGUGAGUGGAGAGAGGGGAGGGGCAAGAAGCUUGAUGAAAGGCUCCCUCUCCGUGGAGUCACUUUCGUCGGUCGCCAUCAGACCGAAAACGAGUUUCGAGUCUUGCAGUCACCUCAGGGAUACUCGUAGCACUGACUUCAGCUCCCUCGGCCAUGCUCGCUCCCGACCGAGAACCUCAAGCCCUCAAAAGUACCUCGUGUUCGGAACCCGCGGAGGAAAGAUCAGCACAGCCAACGUGAAGACGGAGAUUGACUGGGCGGUGCAUCGAUCGAGGUCGCUUCCGGGUCCUGGAGCCUACUUCGAGGAGGUCGGGAGCAGUCUCAACCUUAGCGGCGGGAGAUUCAACAUGAGCAGACCCAAGUCAGACAUCGACUGGCAGGUCUACAGCGCCUCCAAGAUUCCCGGGCCCGGCGACUACAACACCAUCGAGCCCGUCAAGGUGUCGGGAGGGAGGUUCAGCACCGCCCGGCCCAAGUCAGCGGUGGAGACUCUGAUUCGAAUGUCGUCUCAGAUCCCCGGGCCCGGACACUACAACGUGCCGAGCAGCUCAGGGAUAGAGGGCGGAAGGAUGAGCAACGCGAACCCGAAGACGGAGAUCGAGUGGACCAUCCUGAGGGCCAAGGACAUUCCCGGGCCCGGGCAGUACAACGUGAGGAGAGACCUCAAGACUUCUGGUGGAAAGUUCAACAUGAGCAGACCCAAGUCUGAGAUCGACUGGGUCAUGUACACGGCAGCUCAGAGACCUGGUCCCCAGCAGUAUCAGUCCUAUCACACUCCCAAGAUUGGAGGCGGGAAGUUCAGCACAGCACGUCCCAAGACUGAGCUGGACUGGAUCAUCUACAAGAGCAAAGAAGAGCCUGGGCCAGGCGACUACAACGUCAACCUCCUUGACAUUGCCCGCAUGACUGGCAGCUCGAGACAAGCUCCGGAACCUGAGGCGCGAUCUAAGACUCGCAAGUCAUCGGGAGAGUCGCAGAAGCAGCUGGAGCGAUCCAACGCAGUCCUCUCCUCCUCACUCCCUCUCACUGAGGUAAAGCGUUCUUCCCGCCAUGCAAGACCUUUGCGCCCACAGGAUGAUCCAGGUGUGCCUGAUGACCCGCGCAAGCUGCUGGAGAAGGUGGAGACGAGGGCAGAAAACCGCAACCUGCAUGGAGAGAAGCAGGCUCUACAGGUAGAGGUAGGAGAGCAGCCACAUCCCGCGACGAGGCAUCUUGAGGCAAGACGAGCCAGCGAAGAGCAGCAGGGGGGGGAUGAGAGGAUGGCGGAAAGAUCGCAUGUCAAGAGGGCACAAACCCACGCGUCUCCUCACCGCCUGUUUCAUCUUCAUCCUUAUGCUGCGAGAGUAGACGAACGCACCCACAAGAAGACCAAGACGGUGAAAACAAAAGACGAGCUGAGGUCAGAGGCUUUGAGAAGGUAUCAGAUCAAGCUCAGAAACGACGCAAAGCAACUUCUUGAUGUUGCGAUGCAAAAUGAAGAUGUGAGAAAGGCUCUCGCGCAUGUGACAGGGUUCGAGAAGAUCUCCCAGUAUGUUGAAAAAUAUGCGGCAGAAAGGCAAAGAGAGUCAAGAGAUCUGAAAUCAAACUUGACGGACCUCGAUGGAAGUCAAAGAUUCUAAUGAACCUUGUGAGAAGUUAAUCAAUCAAUAAAACUCAACGGGAGGAGC